This is a messenger RNA of Anolis carolinensis (green anole), 3476 nucleotides long. RefSeq names its product selectin P ligand (gene selplg). Gene Ontology annotation, biological process: leukocyte tethering or rolling. The coding region runs from base 85 to 1506 and encodes 473 amino acids. Gene Ontology annotation, cellular component: plasma membrane. The transcript has 2 exons. The record is from RefSeq and is a predicted model, not a curated record. Lineage: Eukaryota; Metazoa; Chordata; Lepidosauria; Squamata; Anolidae.
AGGAAGCUGCAUCAUGCAAAGCCUGCCAGAGCACCGGCCGACCUUCUGCUUUUGUGCACUUUCCGACGCCUGCCGCCCGGUGGAAUGGCUCCGCUCUGGCUCUUGCUUUUGAUCAUCGCCGCGGCCGUUGGCCGGCUCCCGAUCCAAGAUGGCUUCUCCGUGAACAUUUCGGAGGCUCUCCAAAGACAAUGGGAGUGGACGGCGUCCGACGGCGGAAUCCCGCAAGACGAUUCCUUUUUGCUCCGGAGGAGGAGAGAGUCCAGACUUCGAAAUGCUUCCAAAGCUCUGGACGGACCUCCCAAGAACGGCUUCAAAAUGUCAACUCUAAAGAAGCCAACGCAAGAGCUUACCACCGUGACUCAGUCUCCGAGAUCCAGUGUUGUCAAAAAAGCCAAGCUUCCCAAAGAUGGGACCUAUCGUGUGUCCAAAACGUCCUCGGAAAGGCCACCUACUACCAAGGGUGCCCUCACCACGACGGAGCAUUGGUCGUGGCUUCACGACGACUUAUCGUCGGCCCCGGCGGAGACGUUGGGAACGGAGAGCUUCACGAAACCCAGUACUCUCAGGCCUGUCCUCAAAGCCAAAGGAAGGCUCACGACAACCAUCGAUGGGCUAUCGACCAAGCCCGCUGGGAUAACGGGGAUCCAAAACCCGGCGAGACCCCGAUCCAAAAACGGGCCGUCCCCGUACCACACGACAACUAUGCCAUUGAAGAUGUUGAUGGACGACGACGACACCUCCGCCGUAACAACGAGACCGAGCCUCGACCUGGUUCGGACCAGAUUUGGAGACAAGAAGAAACAAAUUAUCACCACUUCCGCCGUAACAACGAGACCGAGCCUCGGACCGAUUCGGACCGGAUUUGGAGACAAGAAGAAACAAGGUAUCACCACUUCCGCCGUAACAACGAGACCGAGCCUCGGACCGAUUCGGACCGGAUUUGGAGACAAGAAGAAACAAGGUAUCACCACUUCCACCGUAACAACGAGACCGAGCCUCGGACCGAUUCGGACCGGAUUUGGAGACAAGAGGAAACAAAGUGUAACCACCUCUGCCGUAACAACGAGACCGAGCCUCGGACCAAUUCGGACUGGAUUUGGAGCAAAGGGAAAACAAGGUAUCACCAUCUCCGCCGUAACAACAAGACCGAGCCUCGGACCGAUUCGGACCAGAUUUGGAGCCACCACGUCCCCCGUUCCUGCCAGCAACGCCAGCAUAGUGCGCAAGUGUCUCUUGGCCAUCUCCCUGCUUGCACUAGUGGCCAGCAUCUUCAUCGUCACGGCGGCGGUGUUGGCGUGUCUUCUUUGGCGCCAGAAGCAGGCCUACCGCCUAAACCGGCACAACCAGACCGAGAUGGUGUGCAUCUCCUCGUUGCUGGCCGCCGAGGAGGCCGAGGAGGGCCGGGCGAAGCGCCCGCGGGUGGAACGGGUGCGGAUGCUGCGGGAGAACGGCACUGAGGCCGAGUCGGACAACCUCACGCUCAACAGCUUCCUCCCGGAUCAUUAACAAAGCCGCCGAAGCCCUUUCCGCUCCGAGGACUGCGUGGCCUUCCCCGUGGUCAGUGACUACUGUAUAUAAGCCGACCCGAAUAUAAGCCAAGGCACCUAAUUUUGCCACAAAAAACUGGGAUAACUUAUUGACUCGAGUAUAAGCCGAGGGUGGGAAAUGCAGCUGUUACGGGUCAAUUUCAAAACAAAAAUAGAUACCAAUAAAAUUUCAUUAAUCGAGGCAUUUUUGAAUAUUUACCGUAUUUCAAAGCAAUAAACUAGCUCUAUAAGUGGAAAAGUAGGGGCAACAAAAACGAUAUGGUCUCAACAAUAACCUAAUAAUAAUAAUAAUAAUAAUAAUAAUAAUAAUAAUAAUAAUAAAACUUCAUUCGGAUCCCACCCUAUCUCCCCAUGGGACUCAGGCUGGCUUCCAACAUAGUAACAGGCAAAUAUUAAAUGCUUAUAUAAACAAUGCAGAGCUAGAUAUAGAUCUAUAAUUAUAGAUACUAAUUUCACAUAUGCAUUUCCCCCUGAAACGUUUGCAAAUCCCUUCUGUGUGUGUGUGCAUUUCCCUUACAAUAUUUGCAAGCCCUAUAUAUAUCUAUCUAUCUAGACAUGUCUAUAUAUAUUUGUGUGUUCAUUUCCCCCCUGUAAUAUUUGCAAGCCCUAUAUAUAGGUAGGUAAGAAUAUAUUCAUAUCUAUCCAGACAUCUCUCUUUAUAUAGAUAAUUAUAUCUAUAUAAAAUUUGCAGAGACUUGCAAACAUAUGAGGGUAAAUUCAUAUGUAAAAAUAAUGUGUAUGUAUGGCUACAGAUACACAGGUACAUGGAUCUAUAUGUAUAAAGGAUUUGCAAAGACCUGCAAACAUAUGAGGGCAAAUUCGUAUAUAAAAUUAAUGUAUAUGUAUGGCUACAGAUACACAGGUACAUGGAUCUAUAUGUAUAAAGGAUUUGCAAAGACCUGCAAACAUAUGAGGGCAAAUUCGUAUAUAAAAUUAAUGUAUAUGUAUGGCUACAGAUACACAGGUACAUGGAUCUAUAUGUAUAAAGGAUUUGCAAAGACCUGCAAACAUAUGAGGGCAAAUUCGUAUAUAAAAUUAAUGUAUAUGUAUGGCUACAGAUACACAGGUACAUGGAUCUAUAUGUAUAAAGGAUUUGCAAAGACCUGCAAACAUAUGAGGGCAAAUUCGUAUAUAAAAUUAAUGUAUAGAUACAGAUACACAGGUACAUGGAUCUAUAUGUAUAAAGGAUUUGCAAAGACCUGCAAACAUAUGAGGGCAAAUUCGUAUAUAAAAUUAAUGUAUAGAUACAGAUACACAGGUACAUGGAUCUAUAUGUAUAAAGGAUUUGCAAAGACCUGCAAACAUAUGAGGGCAAAUUCGUAUAUAAAAUUAAUGUAUAGAUACAGAUACACAGGUACAUGGAUCUAUAUGUAUAAAGGAUUUGCAAAGACCUGCAAACAUAUGAGGACAAAUUCAUAUAUAAAAAUAAUAUGUAUGUAUGGCUACAGAUACACAGGUACAUGGAUCUAUAUGUAUAAAGGAUUUGCAAAGACCUGCAAACAUAUGAGGGCAAAUUCGUAUAUAAAAUUAAUGUAUAGAUACAGAUACACAGGUACAUGGAUCUAUAUGUAUAAAGGAUUUGCAAAGACCUGCGAACAUAUGAGGGCAAAUUCGUAUAUAAAAUUAAUGUAUAGAUACAGAUACACAGGUACAUGGAUCUAUAUGUAUAAAGGAUUUGCAAAGACCUGCGAACAUAUGAGGACAAAUUCGUAUAUAAAAUUAAUGUAUAGAUACAGAUACACAGGUACAUGGAUCUAUCUGUAUAAAGGACUUAAAGAGCCAUUGUCUCUGAUCAUGUCAACACCUUGAAUUUUACUAAAGGUUCAACAGUUAAUUAUUGUCACUGUUAUAUUGUAUAUAACCCACAACACUGUUUUCCAAUAUUUGACUCCAUAAAGCUUUUCUAAAUAAAUCCAAGCAUAAGACAAG